CCAAAAUAUACCGGCAAUGGCGACGACGAUAUCUGGACUCGUCGUCUCGGUUAUCGUUCUUUUGAUGGUGAUGGUGGUGGAAUCGAGCGACAACAACCACGUCUACUCCCCGUGCGGGGACACGACUGUGCAGGCGUCCGACGGGUUCACGUUUGCGAUCGCGUUUGCGUCGAGGACUUCGUUCUUCUACAAUAGUUCCCAGCAGCUGUCUCCCUGCGACCGCAGACUUUCCCUCUCAUCCUCGAACUCUCAGAUUGCCAUUUUUCGUCCAAAAGUUGACGAGAUCUCUCUCCUAACCGUCAACACAUCCUCCUUCUCCCCGGACUCAUAUGGUGGGUAUAUGGUUGCAUUUGCUGGUCGGAAGUAUGCAGCAAGGUCUAUGAUCCCUGCUUUUGUUGCAAACGGUACAUACACUGUAACCAGCUUUACACUUGUUCUUGAGUUUAAGAAGGGCAGGUUGCAAAAUUUGUAUUGGAAAAGGGACGGUUGUGCUAAGUGUUCAGGAAACUCUAACUUUGUUUGUCUGAAUGGUCAGGAUUGUGCAAUCAGAACAUCAAGCUGCAAAAACCAUGGAGGUUCUGUCGAUUGCAGCCUUGGAAUACAAUUGGCAUUCUCUGGCACAGAUAAGCACUUUUCUGUUUUCAACUCUUGGUAUGAAGUGGAGAACCUUCGCCAAUAUUCACUUUAUAGCCUUUAUUCAAAUCUUAGGGAUUCUCUCACCAGCCAGUAUAACAAUUUUUUUUAAUGGUAUGUGUUCUGUUUGUAAAAUUUUCCUACUAGCAUGUUGUUACCUUUUGACCUUGGGAGUCCUCUAUCUUUGGUUUACCUGCAGAAUCUUAUCUCAUUUUGCAUGUUGUUGUUUGACCUCACGAUGUGUACAUUUCGGUACUUGAUGAUUGUAACUUUUUCCUAUUCUUGUCA
Molecule: messenger RNA, 921 nt
Organism: Tripterygium wilfordii
Lineage: Eukaryota; Viridiplantae; Streptophyta; Magnoliopsida; Celastrales; Celastraceae
Exons: 3
Coding region: 17-745 (242 amino acids)
Biological process (GO): tRNA wobble uridine modification; protein histidyl modification to diphthamide
Cellular component (GO): cytosol; nucleus
Molecular function (GO): metal ion binding
Source: RefSeq, a predicted model, not a curated record